Lachancea meyersii CBS 8951 is the source of this 1245-nucleotide messenger RNA. The record is from the annotation of a GenBank genome assembly. Lineage: Eukaryota; Fungi; Ascomycota; Saccharomycetes; Saccharomycetales; Saccharomycetaceae.
AUGAUCACUUUUGCUCACAAGGGCAAGAGCAAGCGCCCCAAGUUUUUGUUCCAACUCAAGAUCACAGAGCUCAGCAACAUCCCGCAAAGCUCGGGCUACUGUUUUGUUAAAUGGCAUCUCAAGGACGGCACGGGCACCACAAGUCACUCCAUUGUGCCCUCGUCUUCGGACAGCGCUGACAGCGGCUCGGGCGCCGCCGCGGUGCGGUCCAGCUCCCAGAGUCGCGGUGCCACGCCUCGCGUUCUUGUCAAGCAUCAUCGCGCCCAUUGGAACUACACAUUGCCCAAACCGGUGCUCGUGAAACUCACCACUGAUAAAUCCCGUGUUUUGCAGCGCAAAGAGCUUGUAUUGGAGGUAUUUUUCGAGUUUCUGGAACGGCUAGGCCCGGGUGCUGGCGAUCGUAAAGGCUCUCAGCAGUCGGACGCAUCGCCAUCGUCGGGCUCUGGUUCCAGUAACAGCGUUUAUACCCAAAGGGUCUCCCGUAAAGUACUGCUGGGCGUGGUCGAGGUCAAUUUGGCCGAGUAUAUCAAUCGUGAGCAACGUCAGAUUCCCAGCCGAUUUUUGUUGCAAAAGUCUAAGGUCAAUUCGAUUCUGAGCCUCGCUAUACAGAUGGAGCUUGCCCGCGGCAGUUACGAAGAUUUUGAGUCGUCGCAGUAUUCCAAUUCAGGCCAAUUGCCCAAUACUCUCCGCAACGGUAUCUCAGAGGUGUUUGAUGCAUCCUCCGACGCCAGCUCGCCCACGUCCUCCACAUUCACGCCCAACACAGCCAGCAACAAUAGUGCAGCGAAGAAAACCGACGUCCAAGGUACGUUCUCCAUCACGAUCAACAACCCUUUCGUUGAUAAACUUUAUCAAAAAACAUUCCAAGUACCGUGGGAUCCGCGCCCGGGCGAGUUCAAUCCCAAGGAGUGUGUCGAGGACAUUCUUGACGGCGGUGAUGGCUGGGCCAAGAACGAAAAAGGCAUAAAUCUCAUAGACAUCGACGCGUUGCAUCUGUCUGAACUGGAAAAAACCUACGAAGACCGUCACCGACAAAUACCGAUGGAAAUGAAUCACGGCGAGUUCGACAGGCGCGCAUUCGUCGAGAGACGGGUGGGUACUGAAAGCCGCAGCAACACUCUGAAGAGAGGGGUCGGCGAUCGCAAGAACCUAAGUCGGGGAAACACCCCGACGGCAGAAGAUCCUUCGGAUAAUCACGAGGCUUCUUAUUUCAAAAGCUGGACCAUCAGCAAGAUUCUGCCUUAG